Messenger RNA from Lolium rigidum, 1392 nucleotides. Its product is annotated as chaperone protein ClpB1-like. The transcript has 5 exons. Bases 1 to 1392 code for a protein of 463 amino acids. Lineage: Eukaryota; Viridiplantae; Streptophyta; Magnoliopsida; Poales; Poaceae. Gene Ontology annotation, molecular function: ATP hydrolysis activity; ATP binding. Gene Ontology annotation, biological process: cellular response to heat. The record is from RefSeq and is a predicted model, not a curated record. Gene Ontology annotation, cellular component: cytoplasm.
AUGGACAGCCCCGACACCACCGUCCAGGUCAGCGGCUGCGGCGGGCGCGUGCUGCUGCUGCCGUUCCCGGGAAUGCAAGGCCACGCCAACCCGAUGCUGCAGCUCGGCCGCCGUCUAGCCUACCACGGCCUGCGCCCCACCCUUGUCCUCACCCGCCAGCCAAAGUUUUCCAAAUCCAAUGGUCGUUUAAAGAAAGUAAUAAACGAGGCGGAGAAUUCACGAGGCAAAAUAAUUCUCUUCAUCGACGAGAUGCACAUGCUGAUUGGUGCCGGUAGCGUCGGUGGCCCAUGGGGAACCAAUGAUGCUGCCAACAUGCUGAAGCCGGCGUUGGCUCGUGGUCGUAUCCGUUGUGUGGGCGCGACGACUUUUGAUGAUUACCGCAAGUACAUUGAGAACGAUGGUGCACUCGAACGACGGUUCCAGAAAGUGCAUAUUGCAGAACCGAGCAUGCAGGCGACCAUUGCCAUUCUGCGGGGCAUAAAGCAGCAGUAUGAACAGCACCAUGGCGUGGAAAUCCAAGAUGCCACUGUUGCUGCUGCUGCACAGCUUGCUGGACGCUACAUCACUGGUCGUCAUUUUCCUGAUAAGGCUAUUGAUCUGAUUGAUGGGGCGUGUUCUACUGCAAAAAAAAUGAUGCAGAUUGACAAUCAAGACGAGGAAGUGGACGCUGUGAAGAAAACAAUCAUUGUUAUGCCAAAUCAUGUCGCGGAAGUUGUGAGCCGAUGGACCGGAAUUCCUGUCACUGCGCUUGAUCAAGAUGAGAAGGACAGGUUAAUCCACCUAGCGGACAGACUUCAUGAGCGAGUUGUUGGCCAGGAUGAAGCGGUAAAUCUGGUUGCAGAAGCAGUGGUACGUUCCAGGGCUGGCCUUGAUCAUCCUGGCCAACCCAUAGGAUCAUUCCUCUUCUUAGGAUUGACUGGUGUUGGAAAGACAGAGCUUGCAAAGGCUCUUGCGGAGCAACUAUUUGGCAGCGAGAAGACGAUGGUUCGCAUUGACAUGUCUGAAUAUGUUGGGUCUGGAGCUGUGGCACGCCUCAUUGGAGCAGCACCAAGCUGCAUUGGCUAUGAAGAUGCUGGACAACUGACUGAACAAGUGAGGAGGCGCCCAUACAGUGUCGUCCUUUUCGAUGAGGUGGAGAAGGCAGAUGCCUUGGUGCUGAAUGUUUUUAUUCAACUCCUUGACGAUGGUGUGUUGACUGAUGGCAAAGGACGGACCGUAGAUUUCAAGAAUACUAUCAUCAUCAUGACCUCAAAUCUAGGAGCAGAGCACCUAACUGCAGGAAUGGCUGGAGAAAGCACAAUGGAAUCUGCAAGGGACCUUGUGAUGAAGAAGGUUUGUGAAUACACUACAGGAAUCCGGCAAUAUGCCGACGGCCUACGGCCCUCGGCGUAG